AUGACAUCUGUUGUUCCUUCCGGUCAAGUCAAUAAUGUGGAUAAAAUCCCAACUGAACAAAAGAGCGCCUUCUACUCGUUCCUCAAGUCAUUGGCUUCAUUUACAGGUGACCUGUCCGCUGUAACUUGUCCUGCUUUCCUGCUGGCUCCUGAAUCAUUGAUCGAAUACUCUGAAUAUUGGGCUGCUCAACCGGAACUGUUUGCAGCUAUCCCUGAGUCUGAUAACGAGGUGGAGAGACUCUUGGCAUUCAUCAAGUGGUUCAUAUCCUACCUAAAUGCGGCCUACAGAAGACGUGUGCCCAAGGGUCAAUGGGAGAAGAAGCCAUACAACCCUGUGCUUGGCGAGCAGUGGUUCAUGAAUUGGGCAGAUGUUGAUGGCUGUGGCGAAACCGAAGUAUUAUGCGAACAAGUCUCUCAUCAUCCUCCGGUGACAGGAUUCUACAUCAAGAAUGACAAAGCGGGUGUUGUCCUCAAUGGGCAUUCUGGUCAAAAGACUCGUAUUUCAAGCGCAACAUUGGUAUGCGAUCAAACAGGUCGAGAGAUGAUGACACUCAAGACUCGCAACAAUGAAAAGUACCUUUUUACAAGCCCAUCUCUCACAGUGCGCGGCAUCUGGUAUGCAGCACCCUAUGUGGAAUUGAUUGGGACAACCUAUAUUCAAGCAUCUACUGGCUACUAUGCUUCUAUCGAAUACUCGUCUCGCGGCUGGAUCUCUGGAGAAAAGAAUCACUUCAAAUGUCUUGUGCGCAAGAAUACAGAUCACAAAGAUUACCUCUACAAGAUUGAGGGGCAAUGGAGCGGCAAAUCAACCAUCACCGAUUACAAAACCAAGGUUUCCAAGCCAUUCUUGGACAUCAACAUCCUGAAAGCAGCUGCUGCCAAAGUGAAGCCCCUGGAGAAGAUGGGAGAGAUGGAGACGCGUCGUAUCUGGCAAAAGGUCUCUGAAGCUAUUCGAGCCAAUGAUACCGCGCUAGCUGCCAAGGAAAAGAGCAUCAUUGAAAACAAAAAGCGUGCAGAGAAGAAGGAGCAGGAAGAGGAAGGAGUGCAAUGGGAGCCAGUCUAUUUCAAGUGGGUGGAAGAAGAGCCGGAUGUCGCUAGAUUGCAAAAGAUGCUGAGCAAGGUGGCUAAAUACAAGGGCGAUCCCAAUCCAAAUGGCAACUGGGUCUACCGCGAUGAGAUGGAGCAGAACAGCAAGUAA
Molecule: messenger RNA, 1197 nt
Organism: Mucor velutinosus
Lineage: Eukaryota; Fungi; Mucoromycota; Mucoromycetes; Mucorales; Mucoraceae
Exons: 3
Coding region: 1-1197 (398 amino acids)
Cellular component (GO): intracellular membrane-bounded organelle; cytosol; membrane
Molecular function (GO): oxysterol binding
Source: RefSeq, a predicted model, not a curated record